AAGCCUCUUCCAUGCAUGCAAUUAGCCCCCCCACGCACGCAAAGAUAAAAAGCCAACAAUCAUUCAUCUCCCCAAAAAGCUACCCUCCAUUUUCCCCCAAAGUUUUCAGAGCCAUUCAACAGCUCUUCUAUUAAAGCACACUAAAACGCCUCACGCCAAUACACAAAAAAGCACUUUCUUGUUAGUUUCAUAUACUCUUUUUGAGACUUUGGAUACGGUUAACAACAAUUCUCUCCUUUUUACAGAGAAAUGAAAGUGCCCUUUUCCACUAAUGACAACGUAAGUUCUAAGCCAUUGAUUAGCAGCAACAAUAAUCUCCGGAACAACGUUACUUUUCCGGCCGCUACCAACGGCUCUAAUUUGUGCUACGAACCUAAAUCAGUCCUCGAGCUCCGUCGUAGCCCAAGCCCUAUAGUCGAUAAGCAGAUUAUAACAACGAAUCCUGAUUUGUCUGCUCUUUGUGGCGGCGGUGAAGAUCCUCUUCAAUUAGGAGAUCAUGUUCUGACUAACUUUGAAGAUUGGGAUUCUUUGAUGAGAGAACUUGGCUUGCACGACGAUUCUGCUUCGCUUUCAAAAACUAAUCCUCAACUCAGUCUCACCCAGAGCGAGUCGCUGACUCAGUUCCAUAAUCUCUCCGAGUUUUCAGCUGACUCCACUCAGUUUGCUAAUCCUGAUUUUUCUUUCUCCGAGAGUGCUUUUCCUCAGCAGUUCCCGGCGGUCAAUCAGGGAAGUUUCAUCAACGCCCUUGAUCUCUCCGGUGAUAUCCACCAGAAUUGGAACGUAGGAUUUGAUUACGUGGAUGAACUCAUCCGUUUUGCCGAGUGUUUCGAAACCAACGCUUUCCAACUCGCACAUGUGAUACUGGCACGGCUCAAUCAACGGCUCAGAUCCGCCGCCGGAAAACCUCUCCAACGAGCUGCCUUUUACUUCAAGGAAGCACUUCAAGCCCAGCUCGCCGGAUCAGCUCGGCAAACUCGUCCUUCGAGUUCCUCUGACGUGAUUCAAACUAUUAAAUCUUACAAAAUAUUCUCAAAUAUUUCUCCGAUCCCUAUGUUCUCUAGCUUCACGGCGAAUCAGGCCGUGCUUGAGGCAGUUGACGGCUCGAUGCUAGUCCACGUCAUCGAUUUCGACAUCGGACUUGGUGGUCACUGGGCUUCCUUCAUGAAAGAGUUAGCCGAUAAAGCCGAGUGCCGUAAAGCCAACGCGCCGGUUCUUCGAAUUACGGCUCUAGUUCCUGAAGAAUACGCUGUGGAAUCAAGGUUAAUUAGAGAAAAUUUAACCCAAUUUGCUCGUGAACUCAAUAUCGGUUUCGAAAUUGAUUUUGUUCUAAUUCGCACAUUCGAAUUGUUAUCCUUCAAAGCGAUAAAGUUCAUGGAGGGAGAGAAGACAGCGGUGCUUUUAUCUCCCGCUAUCUUCCGACGGGUCGGGUCAGGGUUUGUUAACGACCUCCGUCGUAUAUCCCCUAACGUGGUGGUACACGUGGACAGCGAAGGACUUAUGGGUUACGGUGCGAUGUCUUUCCGGCAGACAGUGAUCGACGGGCUGGAAUUUUACUCUACACUACUGGAAUCACUGGAGGCAGCAAAUAUCGGUGGUGGAAAUUGCGGGGAUUGGAUGAGGAAAAUAGAGAAUUUCGUGCUGUUCCCUAAGAUAGUUGAUAUGAUCGGAGCAGUAGGGCGGCGUGGAGGUGGAGGAUCGUGGAAGGAUGCGAUGAUGGGUGCCGGAUUUCGGCCGGUGGGAUUAAGCCAGUUUGCGGAUUUUCAAGCAGAUUGUUUAUUGGGUAGGGUACAGGUAAGAGGAUUCCACGUGGCAAAGAGACAAGCAGAGAUGUUGCUUUGCUGGCAUGAUAGGGCCCUAGUAGCCACGUCAGCUUGGAGGUGUUAAUAAUAAUAAUAAAACUAACCCUAAACUAUAGUUUUAAUUUAAUAAUAGCAGUGAUUUGGAUCUUUAGCUGUAUGGUUUCAGUUUUAGGGGUUGGGUUUAGCAUAUAUAACAAUAGAUUAAGAAAAAGAAAAAAAACUCAAAAGAAAGUUGCAUGGUCUUUUUUUUUCUUUAUCCAAUUGUAUUGGUAACUAUCUAUCUUUUGUAAUUUUGUAGCUUAAUUUGGAGUCUUUAAGGUUGAUGUCUCUAAUUAGUGGAUAAUUGCAAUUUGUAACUCAUUCACUAUUUAAUUUGAAAGGAUACAUAGCCAUUUUCAGUUAAA
Solanum verrucosum is the source of this 2203-nucleotide messenger RNA. RefSeq names its product scarecrow-like protein 15. Lineage: Eukaryota; Viridiplantae; Streptophyta; Magnoliopsida; Solanales; Solanaceae. Gene Ontology annotation, molecular function: DNA-binding transcription factor activity; sequence-specific DNA binding. The record is from RefSeq and is a predicted model, not a curated record. The transcript has a single exon. Gene Ontology annotation, biological process: regulation of DNA-templated transcription. Gene Ontology annotation, cellular component: nucleus. The coding region runs from base 250 to 1884 and encodes 544 amino acids.